CCUCCCUCCCCCGCUCCCUUUCAAGCACCAGAACUGAAUCUCUCUUCCUCGCCUGUGUGUGGUCUGGCUAUGGUGCCUCCAAACCUCUGCGCUUCCAAACCCUGAAGCCUCGUACUCUGCUCGUCUCGCCGCGUCGUCUCUCAGCUUCGUUCGUUUCGCAUGGCUGCUUACGCGGAAGUUUAGCAGGUUUUCGUUGUACGGGAUUUGCUCGAGUAUACACGUGAUUUCCUUGUGUCUGUGGUCGCAGUGGCCAGGUGAGGGGAGCUGGGGCUGGCAGUCGUGUUUGAGCUUCAGCGGAGGUCUAGUUUGUGAUUGGGCGAGGGUGUGGUGAGUGAAGGAUGAUUUACGAGAGGGUUCCAAGGGUAGUCGAAGGGGCCGUAGUGUUGCGUCUCCGAUUUUGAUGCGUUUGCCCUAGAAUUUGAAAGGCAGGUGUAGUAAGUGUGGUCUUCUCCUGGAGGUCGAGGAAUUCAUCUUUGUUUCCACGUGUUUUCCUGAAGUAGUUUCGGGUUUUUGUGUGGUUGACGCUAACGGAGGAAUAGUGCUAUUGCAAUCUUCCUUUGUGAGCUUGCAUUCCGGGUUGCGUAGGGGCGUGUUUGGAUGUUUUGAGUCGUAGGGGGUUGCAGUUCAGUAAUUGCGGUUUCGGCAUCUGAAUCUGUUGUUGGAAGCUGUUGCGGAUCGAGGGUCGUCUUAGAAUAUAGAAUUUUAGACCCCUUCAGUGGUUUGUGUUUGGUAAUCGUAACAAUCCUGCAUUCACUCUGGUCGUAAUCAAAUGUUGGCUAGUUGUUUGGAGUGGUGCUGUUGCAUGAUUCGACAGUAGUUUGUAGUUGUUCAUUUCUAAUAGUUUAGUUAUUUUAGCUUUUUUCGUUUUAAAAAUUUAUUUAAGUAACAAUUGUUCAUCUUGGUAGCUGUUAAUUCGAACUGCCUGGUCCCACCCCGGAGAAUCUCACUUUUGCCAAGGAGCUGUAAUCAAGCUGAGUGGGGAGAGAGUGAUAAUCUCUAAUGCUGGAACGGAGAAAUGUUUGAACCUCUAGAGCUACGGGCGCCUUGUCUCGUCUGUUCGUUUGUACCAUGGCGCCCGCCUGAUUUCACGGUUUCUCGGUAAGAAGACUAGUAUUCACGGAAUGGAAAUGCUGUAGGCACUCCUAGUCCUUCUCAGCGAGUUGAAUGACCUUUCCAGAGGAGCUCAGGGUUCUCAUCCGUUUCGCUGCCCAGAGAAGUGGAGGCAUAGCUUUGAGCUUUUGGGACGUGGCACAUGCGACGAACAAUUUGAAAGUCCGACGUAGAUGCGCAAGAAGUGUGAUAUGGUGUUUUCAACCAAAAUAACAUGGCGUUGGGUGAUAUAGUACUUUGUAGGCAGCGGUCCAUGAAUAGUAUGGGAGGAGGACACUUAAGUCCACCUGGUUUGUCGCAUCUUGCUUCAAACCUCCCUCUAGAGCUGAUAGAUGAUUUGAGUAGGAGGAACCAGGUCGAGGAUGCGCAUCACCUUGCAGCAGCAGAAGAAGACAGUAGCUGCACUAAUGAGUCUGGGGCAACGUUUCUUCCCAACACUUCGUACCUUUGUGACUUGCGGCAUGAUGCUCAUGAAGCUACUGUGGCGGUGUCUGAACCUGGAGUUGUUUCAAGAUGGCGGAUGAAGGAUAGAAUGAAAACAGGAUGGGUGGCGUUAUGUAUGUGCUUAAACAUUGGGGUGGACCCGCCAGAUGUCAUCAAAAUAUCGCCAUGCGCCCGAUUGGAAUGCUGGAUAGAUCCAUUCUCAACUGCAUCUGUCAAAGCUUUAGAAGCAAUAGCAAAAAACCUACAAACUCAGUACGAGCGUUGGCAACCCAGGGCUCGAUAUAAGGUCAGUUUAGAUCCCACCGUUGAAGAUGUAAAAAAGCUGUGUCUAAGUUGUCGAAAAAAUGCGAAGGGUGAAAGGGUUCUAUUUCAUUACAACGGCCAUGGUGUCCCAAAACCAACGGUUAAUGGAGAAAUUUGGGUGUUCAACAAGAAUUUUACUCAGUACAUUCCACUUUCGGUCUACGACUUGGAAUUGUGGCUUGGAAAUCCAUCUAUAUAUGUAUUCGAUUGCUCAGCGGCUGGCAUGAUUGUGAAUGCAUUCUGCGAGCGGUCUGAGUGGGGUUCUGGAGGUGCUUCUUCUGGUUCCCUGACUUCUGCAAUGAAGGAAUGCAUACUAUUAGCCGCCUGUGGAGCAAAUGAAACACUUCCUCAGAAUAGUGAGCUGCCAGCUGAUGUCUUCACGUCCUGUCUUACGACUCCAAUCAAAAUCGCUUUAAGAUGGUUUUGUCCACGUUCUUUACUUCAACUAGAUUCCGACCUAAUAGACAGAAUACCAGGUCGUCAAAACGAUCGGAAGACUCCCUUGGGGGAGCUGAAUUGGAUAUUCACAGCUAUAACAGAUACAAUUGCGUGGAAUGUGCUGCCGCGAGAACUAUUUCAGCGUUUGUUUCGGCAAGAUCUUCUUGUGGCUAGUUUGUUUCGUAACUUCUUAUUAGCUGAACGCAUCAUGAGGGCUGCAAACUGCUGCCCGGUGUCAUAUCCUCGGCUACCUCCCACACAUCAGCACCCUAUGUGGCAUGCAUGGGAUAUGGCUGCUGAAAUUUGUCUUUCACAGUUGCCUGCAUUGGUGGAUGAUCCAAAUGCUGAGUUUCAGCCUAGUCCUUUUUUCACAGAGCAAUUGACAGCCUUUGAAGUGUGGUUGGACCAUGGUUCUGAGCGGAAGAAGCCACCAGAGCAGCUCCCUAUCGUUCUGCAGGUUUUACUCAGCCAAUCUCACAGAUUUCGUGCUCUGGUGCUCUUGGGCCGGUUCUUGGAUAUGGGGGCUUGGGCAGUGGAUUUGGCUUUAUCUGUAGGAAUAUUUCCAUACGUUCUUAAGCUGCUGCAAACAACAGCUACUGAUUUGCGGCAGAUUCUUGUGUUUAUCUGGACGAAGAUUUUAGCUCUUGACAAGUCAUGUCAAGUUGAUCUUGUCAAAGAUGGUGGUCACUCGUACUUCAUCCACUUUCUGGAGAAUCCUGACAUUCACGCGGAACAAAGGGCCAUGGCUGCAUAUGUACUGGCAGUUAUUGUUGACGGCCACCAGCAGGGCCAGCACGCUUGUAUACAAGCUGGCCUAAUCGGCAUCUGUCUCUCACAUAUACAAGCCGCACCAAAUGCUCUAGAUGGACAGACUGAACCCCAACUUCUGCAGUGGCUCUGUCUGUGUCUGGGGAAGCUUUGGGAUGGAGUUGUAGAGGGAGUAUCCAUUGCAUUGCAUGAUGAUGCACCAGCAAUUCUUGGGAAGGUUCUUUCUGAGCCGCAGCCUGAGGUUCGUGCUGCGGCCGUGUUUGCGCUAGGGACUCUUCUUAAAGUUCGAGCGGACGGAACUUCUUCAGAAGGAGCUGACAAUGAUAUGGAUGAAGACACGUCAGCUGCGGAACAAAGAAUUGCAAAUCUCCUACUAACGGUGUUGUGGGAUGGAAGUCCACUUGUACGAGCCGAGCUUGCUGUAGCUCUAGCACGGCUUGCAUUCAGCCACAAUAGGAUGUUUCGUCAGGCUGCUGCAGCUUAUUUGAAACCGCCAUCCCACUCAGCUGUUGUGCCUUACGGAACAGGCUACAGAAAUCCAGGGUAUCCUUACUCUUCGCAAUUCACUUAUGCUGGUCUACAAUCAGAUUCUGAUCAGGGGCUUCAAACUCUGGAUGGAGGGACGCCCUACCGUUCGGUUAUGCGUAUUGUCCGGAGUAGCGGGUCUUUGUCAGGCUCUCCAGGUUCUUCUGGAAACUCUCCUUUGUCUGACAAUCCGGUACUUGGAGAAUCUGGUGGUAAUGCUUCCAGCAACGGGGGCAGCAGACAAUGGAAACGAUCUGAAGAAUGCAACAUGUAUGUGCAGUGCAUAAUGGCUGCGUAUGCAUUGGCUAGAGAUUCUUUUCCUCGUGUGGCUAGUCUGGGUCGAAAGGUUUUGAGGAUAGGUGGAGCUGAUUCUGCUCAAGUUAUGGUAUCGUCGAGGGCUGGUGGUGGUGUUGUAGGUUAUCCGCGAAAUCCAUCUGUAUCCGCACUUCCUCCUACCCCGGCUAUGGCUGGGGUAUUGCAUAGGUCUACAUCUUGGGUGGCUUCUUCUUCAGGUACCCUUGCUAGCACGUGGCGUAUCACAACACCUCCUCCCAGCCCACCUACUCGACCGGCAUUUCUUGCAGGUUCUACCAGCAGCCUUAGACGUGUGGCAUCUAUGGAUAUUUCUGCAGCAUUGGCUGGAGCUUGGGAUGCUUCCAGACCUGCAGUACGAAUAGCUGGUGAUAUUGUCACUUAUCCCUCGUCUCCAAUUCUUAGCACACUGACAUCUGGUCUAGCUGAUGCAGCUGGGAUGACUACUUCCGGGCUCUCAGCGGUGAGUCCGGAUGCAGCUUCAAUCGCCACUUUGUUGCCAGAGUCAACAAUUUAUAAGUGGAGUUGUGGACAUUUUUCUCGACCAUUGUUGGAACCCUCGCACGACGAUGAAGAGGAGAUUAUAGCUCGGCGGGAAAUGAGAGAAAAACUGGCUUUGAAAGGGAUCGAAAGAUGUCAACAUUCAAGUGUGAGUAAAGUGAGUGAUCAGAUUGGCAGUUUGGAUACUCAAUCCGAUGUCGGAACUAAAGCAGUGCUUCUGCAUCCAUUCAAACCCUUGGUCUGUAGUGCAGAUGAGAACGAGACUAUCAGGAUAUGGGAUUAUGAUGCAAAUGAAGUUAUUAACACCUUUGAGAAUCAUAUUAACCCUGACAAAGGGAUUUCCAAGCUUUGCUUGCUGAAUGAGUUGGAUGAUAGCCUUCUACUUGUUGGUUCAAGCGAUGGAAGUGUGAGGGUGUGGAAAGACUACACACAGAAGGAUAAGCAUCGCCUGGCAACAUCAUGGCAGGCUGUGCAAGGACAUAGACCUGGUGCCCGAGGUGUCAGUGCUGUGGUAGAUUGGCAACAAAUGACAGGUUACCUGUAUGCAUCAGGUCAAAUUUCCUUCAUCAUGGCUUGGGAUCUUGAUCGUGAGCAGCUAGUCUCUAGGAUACCUUCUCCCUCAGAUAGCUAUGUUUCUGCUCUGGCUGCUUGUCAGACGCAUCAUGCACAUGUGAUUACGGGAUCUGGAGAUGGCUCUGUCAAGAUUUAUGACCUACGAUCGCGCGAGAUGCUUGUGUGUGCAAUGAAACCACACACCACGAAAGUUGUUGGUCUCGACUUCCAACCUGGAUCAGAUUUCACUAAGAUAAUCUCAGCAUCACAGGUUGGUGAUCUUAAGUUUCUUGACUUGAGAAAGAGCGCACCUUAUCUUGAAGUAGAUGCGCACAAGGGAAAUCUCACCUCCGUAGCUGUUCAUCGGUACGCUGACGUGAUUGCCACAGGAUCAGGCAAGCAGUUGAUAAAAACCUUCAGUUCAAGUGGGGAACUGCUGAGUUCUGUCCGUUACCACAACAGCUUCUUGGGCCAAAGAAUCGGCCCAGUUAGCUCGUUGCACUUCCACUCGUAUAACGUGUUGCUGGCUGCGGGAGCCAGUGACUCUAUGAUUUCCAUCUAUUCCGGGGAAAGCAUUCAAGGAAGAUGAUAUUUGGAGCUCUGUGCUGUUUACAUUCCAAGUUCACUAGCAGAAGCACUCUGUAGGCGUUCGACGAGGCAGCGUACCCGUCCGUGACCCUUAUUUGGUCUAACAAGCCAGAUGUCGAGUCUGGAUGAAUUUCGAAGUGAUGGGUUUUUUCUCAAUCAGGAAAUUCUGGAGUGCUACCCUUGAGUCGGAACUGUUCUUGGUCUUGUACAUGCAGUUCUUUGUCUAUACAUCUCGUCUUUCCAUGUCAUCUCCUUAGAGGAGUAUUCUUGCUAUAGUGAGGUAGUCUUUUGUUACUCCGUAUGUAUUUUUGUACAUCCAUUGAUUCUGCCUUCUGCUGCAAUUGCAUCUUGUGUGCUUUACUUAAAAUCAUUUUGAGAGCCUGCUAGGUGGGAAGUGAUAUGCCAGUGAUUCGCCAUGCUGGAUUCUACGAUGAGGUUAUACCAACAUUUUCCUGGGUAGUUAAUUCGCAAGUCAAGAACUACUUGUAAUGUUCCACUCAUAAUUAUAUCAAUUUUGCUUUUGUUGAUUAGUUUCUA
Messenger RNA from Physcomitrium patens, 6078 nucleotides. RefSeq names its product regulatory-associated protein of TOR 1. Gene Ontology annotation, biological process: regulation of autophagy; TOR signaling; cellular response to starvation. Gene Ontology annotation, molecular function: protein-macromolecule adaptor activity; protein binding. Gene Ontology annotation, cellular component: cytoplasm; TORC1 complex. Lineage: Eukaryota; Viridiplantae; Streptophyta; Bryopsida; Funariales; Funariaceae. The record is from RefSeq and is a predicted model, not a curated record.